CGGGCAAUAAUAUAAUGCACCUCUUCAUUUCAAUUUUUUCCCCAAAGCUUCUUCUAUCUUGGGUUUCUCUCUAAAAUCCUAUUCCUCUUGGUUACCCCAACUUUUGAAGAUUUCAAUUUCCAAUCACACAACUUAGUACAUGAAGUUCCCAAUUCCCUGCACAAAUUGCUUCCACUCCUCACCUGGAGAAGCCCCUCAAAGAUUGAGGCAAGAUGGUCAAGAUCAGGAAAAUUUCAGAAUUUUCUCUUGCAAGGAGUUGAAAUCUGCCACUAAUGGCUUCCACGCCUCGAACAAGCUUGGAGAAGGUGGCUUUGGCUCAGUUUUUAAGGGUAAGCUUAAGGAUGGUACUUUUGUGGCUAUAAAGGUGCUCUCCAUCGAACUCGAAUCGAUGCGAGGAGAGAGGGAGUUCAUAGCUGAAUUGGCUGCACUUUCUGUAAUCAGUCAUGAAAAUCUUGUUAAAUUGCGAGGGUGUUGUGUUGAUGGUGUUGCCAGAUAUUUGGUCUAUGAUUACAUGAUAAACAAUAGUCUUGCACACACUUUAUUAGGUGGAGAGCAAAACAGGAUGAAAUUUAGUUGGGAUUUAAGGAGGAGCGUUGCAUUAGGAAUAGCUCGUGGACUUGCCUAUCUGCAUUUCGAGGUUGAACCUCAUAUUCUGCACCGAGACAUUAAGGCGAGUAACAUACUUCUUGAUGAAAACUUCAUGCCAAAGGUUGGAGAUUUUGGCUUAUCGAAGCUGUUAAGAGAAAACCAUUCUCAUAUCAGUACUCGGGUUGCUGGGACAAUGGGUUAUCUUGCUCCAGAAUAUGCUAUUAGCGGACGCUUGACGCGGAAAUCAGAUGUUUACAGCUUUGGAGUUCUGCUGUUGGAGAUUGUCAGCGGCCGUGCAAUUGUGGAUUUUGAUAUGCAACUUGGGGAGCAAUUUCUGGUUCAGAAGGCAUGGGAAUCAUACAAGGCCGACAACCUCCUGCAGCUAGUUGAUCCUACACUUCAUAUGAACUUCCCCAAAGAUGAAGCUCUACGAUUCUUAAAAGUAGGCCUUCUUUGUGUGCAAGAAAUGGCAAGACUCCGGCCACGAAUGACAAGGACUGUUGAGAUGUUGGCGGGUGAGAUUGAAAUGAAAGAUUAUCAGAUUUCACAACCUGGACUUGUUUCUGAUUUUACAAACAUCAAAAUGGAUCAGCAUCAGUCAGGUGAUCAGAGUACUUUCUCCAGGGGCUCCGCAGCUAGUACCAUUCAAACACGUUUUUCAUCUGAGGAGUUCAAGUUAUCCUCGUAAAGAUCAUGUGUGGUUUUUUCUUUUAUGAAGCUGUCCCAGGAAGAUCAUUUCA
Molecule: messenger RNA, 1328 nt
Organism: Fragaria vesca subsp. vesca
Lineage: Eukaryota; Viridiplantae; Streptophyta; Magnoliopsida; Rosales; Rosaceae
Product: putative serine/threonine-protein kinase-like
Exons: 6
Coding region: 140-1276 (378 amino acids)
Biological process (GO): protein phosphorylation
Molecular function (GO): ATP binding; protein kinase activity
Source: RefSeq, a predicted model, not a curated record